UCACCAUCCAUCCAUUCCGUUUUUCGUUCCCGGUCCAGCCACCAAGACACUGGACAGACCCCCACCAUCAAGAUUGGUCACAUCGCCCUCCCCGUAGUUAUCAUAGCGCCAAUCAGUAGUCAGCCACACCGCCUUGCUUGUUAUCGAAUACCGUCCGUCCGUCUACCCACCCGGCCAGCCAGCCAACUACCGCACCCCCAUCACAGCGACCUCUUCUUAGUCGCCAUCACAUCCCCUUUUUCUCUCCUCCUCUCCUCCUUCAACCGCAACGAUACUGUCGAACGCGGCACCAGCAGCAGAAGAAGACCCAGAAGCAGGAAUCCCGCUCCAAACCCUUCUUCCAGGAAGCACAGGAAAGACACGCGCGCAGAGGAGCCUCGACCGCUGGGAUAGAGGCACCGCAAAGCUCCUCCGCAGGCUCGACGCUGCCGAGGCCGGAAUCACUAUGAAGUUCUCCCAUAGCAUCCAGUUCAACGCCGUGCCGGACUGGAGUACGCAUUACAUCGCGUACUCGAAUCUCAAGAAGCUGAUCUACACCCUUGAGAAGAAGUACGUGCAAAGCCAGGCCAAGCGGGGAUCCGAUGAUGCGGAGCGCGCGGCGCUACUCGACGACGACGUGGAUACGGACGGGGUGUUCCGGAAGGCGCUCGACGCGGAGCUCGACAAGAUCUCGAAGUUCUACGCGAAGAAGGAGCGGGAGCUGCUGGACGAGGUGGAGCAGCUGCUGCAGGACGCCAAUGAAUACGACGAUGGACGAGGCGACCUCGAGCUGAACCCCGAUGAUGCACGACUGAAGAAUUCCGGCGUGGGGCCGUCGUUUUCGACGUGGGGGAAUCAGCGUGAUCUGGAAGCAGAUGGGGAUGGCGACGGCUCAGAUGAUUCGGAUGAGGACGCGAGUGGAGCCGGCGGGCGCCUCCUGAAUAGGUCCGCGAGACAUAUGCAUCACUCCAUCACAUCGGAUGCGCCGAGCGACCAUCAGGCGGGCCGGCGGCGGUACUCGACUGCGGCCUCGGAGGAGGGCGAGCAGGCCAUGAAUACGUUCCACGAUAAGCGGAUUACUCUCAAGAAGCGCGCGAUAUCCCUAUUCGUGGCGCUGCGCGAGCUCAAGAGCUUCUCGCAACUUAACAGGACGGGUUUCACGAAAGCGCUGAAGAAAUAUGAUAAGAUCCUGCAGAGAAACCUGAAGUCUCGGUAUGUCGAGCAGGCUGUGGCCCCUGCGCACUGCUUCCAGGCGUCGACUAUCCAGCAUCUCGACGAAAAUGUUGCAAAGGUCGAGGCAACGUACGCGAAUCUGGUCACCCAGGGCGAUCUGGAGGAGGCAAAGAAGGAGUUGCGACUACACCUCCGAGAGCACGUGGUGUGGGAGAGGAACACGGUGUGGCGGGACAUGAUUGGAAUCGAGAGGAAGGCGCAUGCGGCUCAUCUCGGCCUCACGGGGCCUCUACUAGGGGACCAGGUGGAAAAGAAGCGGUUGGCUGGAGAUGAGGUGCGCGGACCAACCACGAAGAACCUGAAGACGCCGUUUGGUAGUUUGACGGUACCUACUUGGCUAUUCUCGGGGGGAUUCUUCACUCUGACGGCCAUCAUCCUCGUGUUUGCUGUGCUGCUCCAGGUCAAGACGUUUAAGACGCCAGAGCAGCAAAACUGCUUUGCCAUGUUGGUGUUUGUUAGUUUGCUGUGGGCUACAGAGGUCAUUCCUCUAUUCGUCACCUCGUUGCUUAUCCCCUUCCUGGUCGUCCUUCUCCGUAUUGUGCGUCAUGACCAGAAGCCUCACACACGGAUGGAAACCAAAGAGGCGACCAAAUACAUCUUCUCGGCCAUGUGGACGCCAGUGAUCAUGCUGCUCCUCGGUGGUUUCGCCAUCGCCGCAGCUCUCAGCAAGUAUGGCAUCGCCAAACGCAUGGCUACCUUCGUCCUUGCCAAAGCCGGAACGCGGCCGCGCACCGUGCUGCUCACCAACAUGUUCGUGGCCAUGUUCGCAUCUAUGUGGAUCUCGAACGUUGCCGCGCCCGUGCUGUGCUUCUCCAUCAUCCAGCCUCUCCUGCGUAACCUCCCCAGCAACUCGGAUUUCUCGAAGGCGCUGAUCCUGGGAAUCGCGCUGUCCAGCAACAUCGGCGGAAUGGCCAGUCCCAUCGCCAGUCCCCAGAACAUCAUCGCCCUCGAGAACAUGCAUCCCGCACCCAGCUGGGGCGCCUGGUUCUUCGUGGCACUCCCCGUCUGCAUUAUCUCGAUCCUCCUGAUCUGGGUGCUCCUCCUCAUCAGCUUCCGUCCCGGCAAGGGCACCACCAUCGUGCCCAUCCGCACGGUCAAAGACCCCUUCACCGGCGUUGAAUGGUUCAUCAUGAUCGUAACGCUCGCCACCAUCAUCCUCUGGUGCGGCUCGCACGCACUCGAGCACAUCUUCGGGGACAUGGGUGUGAUCGCGAUCAUCCCGCUGGUGCUCUUCUUCGGCACAGGCAUCCUCAGCAAAGAAGACUUCAACAACUUCCUGUGGACGAUCAUCAUCCUGGCAGCGGGCGGGUUGUCCCUCGGCAAAGCCGUCAACUCGUCCGGCCUGCUGCACACAAUCGCGCAAUCGAUCAAGGAGCGCGUCGACGGCUACAGCUUGUACGCGGUGCUGUGCGUAUUCUGCGGUCUGAUCCUCGUGAUCGCCACGUUCAUCUCGCACACCGUCGCCGCGCUCAUCGUCCUGCCCAUCGUCAUGCGCGUCGGCGCCGCCAUGGACGAGCCCCAUCCCAACCUCCUCGUCAUGGGCGCGGCACUAAUGUGCUCCGCCGCUAUGGGACUCCCUACCUCCGGCUUUCCCAACAUGACUGCCAUCAUGCUCGAGGAUAGUCAGACCGGCGAGAGGUACCUCGGUGUUAAACACUUCAUCACUAGAGGUGUCCCCAGUAGCUUCAUCGCCUUCUUUGUCGUUAUCACCGUCGGCUUCGGGUUGAUGCGCGUUGCUGGGUUCUAGGAAUACUAUUAUUGGGGAGGAGAGUGCGGGGGUGUGGGAGAAGAUGGGGGUCUUUCACUGUUGGUGGAGUUUUCUGUUUUGUGCAUAUCCUCUUUGGUUUUUCAUUUAUUAUGGUACUUUUACUUUUGUGUUUUGCAGUGUGUUUUGCAGUGUGUUUUGCAGUGU
Molecule: messenger RNA, 3124 nt
Organism: Tricharina praecox
Lineage: Eukaryota; Fungi; Ascomycota; Pezizomycetes; Pezizales; Pyronemataceae
Product: SPX domain-containing protein
Exons: 3
Coding region: 446-2959 (837 amino acids)
Biological process (GO): polyphosphate metabolic process; phosphate ion transport; monoatomic anion transmembrane transport
Cellular component (GO): membrane
Molecular function (GO): phosphate transmembrane transporter activity
Source: RefSeq, a predicted model, not a curated record